UGUUGUAGCCAGCUGCUUCAACUGGCCUAAUCCACGGCAGUGAGAGGGAAACGAGAUCGAUCUGAAGUCGCUUGUUCACUCUGGCUCUUCCAUGUGUAGUGAGGAAUACAUUCCCAGGUUAUAGGAUCUAAGGACCAUGGCCGACCCCACAAGUUACGACGAGGGCCCGGGAACGGGGUUCACGGACAUGUUGGAAAAUGUAACAUACCUGUUGCACAACAACAUGACACCGAGUGAAAUACAGCGCCAGAAUGCCUUCGUGAACGCUCUGACCAUAACCCGCAACAUAUAUGUCCCGACCAUAGUUAUGAUCGGUUUGGCUGGAAACUUCCUGUCCCUUGUCGUGUUUACAGCUAGCCAGCUCCGCCAUGUAUCAUCAUCCGGGUAUCUUGCGGCCUUGGCAUGCGCAGACAACCUCUUCCUGUUAUCGUUACUCGUGACGUGGCUGGACGGAAUAACACCAAUCAUGUUUUCCAAAGAAGCAUGUCGGUUUAUUAUCUUCAUCACCUACAUGUCAAGCUUCCUUUCAGUGUGGAACGUCGUGUGCUUCACGAGUGAACGCUACAUCGCGAUAUGCCAUCCUCUCCAUGCCCCGAUGAUCUUCUCCAAGCUGCAGGAGAAGUAUGUUGUCAUAAUCUUCCUCGUACUGUCAGCUCUUCUCUACAACUUUGCUCUCUGGACCAUUGAGACCCAGCCCUACAAGAACCGCCUUCUUUGUUCCGGUAACCCUACGUUCUUUUUCCUCAUGAAUAUCGUGACGUGGAUCGACACAAUUCUCACCAUGAUUCUUCCUUUCCUCCUCAUCCUCUUCAUGAACGUGCGGAUCGUGUGGCGUGUCAUCCGGUACCAACGGAAACGGGAAAGUGUCCUCCAGACCCACAAGACAGAAAAGACGCCCGCUCUGAGAAACAAGUCACAGAUGAGGAUAACCCGAACACUAUUACUUGUAUCCACCACCUUCCUCGUCCUCAACCUACCCAGUCAUGUGAUCCGACUGGAACAGCUGAUUUCAGCUUCCAAUAACUACAACCCCCUCCACCUGAAGUUAAUACAAGAGAUCGCGCAACUUAUUUACUACUCGAACUUUAGUGUUAAUUUCUUCCUGUAUGCCAUAUACGGAAAACAUUUUAAGAAAUCAUUGAAGAUGUUGAUCACUAACAUGUGCCGCAGAAAGAAGACUUUUUCCCGUGACAGAUGCCGUUCCGAUUUUAACCGAACAUCAACAACAUCAAUGCAGGCUUAUUCCAGGUGACUAGUCGUAAAGGAAAGUCAGUUAUGACGGUGUUUAAACUUAUGGUGCUGCGGCAGGGGUGACAGGUGUGCUCGUUAUUAGAAGCAAGGUGUUUUUGGUGACUUGGCUUUGUGAUGAUAAUAUUUUACAGUGCCCGACCAUAAAGAAUAGGUUCUUGUCGCUCUGGCCAGAUGUAGUGGUGACCAGAUGUGCAAUAUCCCAAUCAUAAUGGGCAUUUGUUUUCAACUAUGACAAUACCAAGUACCAGACUAAAGAUUUUCAAUUACGGAGUUGACUCAGAGUGACAAUGUUCCUUUGUUGAGAUGUGUAUCGGUGACAAUACUUGGUAUAAUAUAGAGAGCCGAUGUUCAGGUGCGGAGUAACAUGUCUGUGACAAUAUCAAGCCCCAGUGUGACGAUGUUCAGAUGUGGAGUAACAUGUCUGUGACAAUAUCAAGCCCCAGUGUGACGAUGUUCAGAUGUGGAGUAACAUGUCUGUGACAAUAUCAAGCCCCAGUGUGACGAUGUUCAGAUGUGGAGUAACAUGUCUGUGACAAUAUCAAGCCCCAGUGUGACGUUGUUCAGAUGUGGAGUAACAUGUCUGUGACAAUAUCAAGCCCCAGUGUGACGAUGUUCAGAUGUGGAGUAACAUGUCUGUGACAAUAUCAAGCCCCAGUGUGACGAUGUUCAGAUGUGGAGUAACAUGUCUGUGACAAUAUCAAGCCCCAGUGUGACGAUGUUCAGAUGUGGAGUAACAUGUAUGUGACAAUAUCAAGCCCCAGUGUGACGAGGUUCAGCUUUGGAGUAACAUGUCUGUGACAAUAUCAAGCCCCAGUGUGACGAUGUUCAGAUGUGGAGUAACAUGUCUGUGACAAUAUCAAGCCCCAGCGUGACGAGGUUCAGGUGUGGAGUAACGUGACUGUAACAAUAUCAAGCCCCAGCGUGACGAUGUUCAGAUGUGGAGUAACAUGUCUGUGACAAUAUCAAGCCCCAGUGUGACGAUGUUCAGAUGUGGAGUAACAUGUCUGUGACAAUAUCAAGCCCCAGCGUGACGAGGUUCAGGUGUGGAGUAACGUGACUGUAACAAUAUCAAGCCCACGAUGAACGGUGUUCAGCUUUGGGGACAACUUAUAUGGGACAACAUCAAGCCCGCAAGAGACGGUGUUCAGCUUUGGAGUAACUUAUAUGUGAUAAUAUCAAGCCCGAGCGUGGCGAUGUUCUUAUACGGAGGAACUGAUAAGUGACAAUAUCAAGCCCUAGAGUGACGAUUUCAAUUUGGUGAUCGGCAUGUCAUAUCUGGAUCCUAGAGUAACGAUGUCCAUUUGUGAAAAAAAGCCUACCUGUGAAGGAGGAUCAUAUAUGUAAAGAUGUCAAUUUGCGGAGGUUCCUAUAUAUGACUAUAUCCUGUCCAAAAGUGAUGAUGUCCAGUCGUGGAUGCGCCUAUAUGUGACCAUACCAUUCCUUGGAAGUGUUUAUCAAUGAUAGUUUUAAAAUAUUGCAGUAAAUAUCUACGUCACGGGCAUUGCAGAGUUGCGUCCCUUCGUUGUGCCGUGAUCCGCUGAUCAUGAUUUCGAAUAAUAGUAAUAAUAAUAAUAAUAAUAAUAAUAAUAAUAAUCGAAUAUAUGAUUAUAUAUUGCGCAUAUUUCCACACCACUCGGGGGCAUGCUCUAAACGCUAUUAUUUCCCCGGGCACUGGAUUAGUGUGCAUUCAAGAAUCAUUUUCAGCUCCUUGGGGAGCAUGCAACCCAAGCUGUUAUGUGCUAGAAGGUUGACAACCACAUUGCCAUCUCAUCCUACCGGGUACCCAUUCACUGCUGGGUGAACAGAGGCACAUUUCGAACAAAGUCACUUGCCCAAUGAGAUGCCGCAUGAGUUACAUGUGCUUCAGUGGGAGGGAAGCAUGCGUCUUUAACCUUCAUUUAGCUCACACGCUGAAAUAGAACUGAAAUACUGUUCACGUCGGCGUUAAAUCUGUCUGAAGAUCCAGGGUAGAAUAGGUCUUGAGCAACCCAUGCUUGCCGUAAAAGGCGACUAUGCUUGUCGUAAAAGGCGACUAA
This is a messenger RNA of Haliotis rufescens (red abalone), 3287 nucleotides long. Its product is annotated as neuropeptides capa receptor-like. Gene Ontology annotation, cellular component: plasma membrane. Gene Ontology annotation, molecular function: G protein-coupled receptor activity. The coding region runs from base 137 to 1252 and encodes 371 amino acids. The transcript has 2 exons. Lineage: Eukaryota; Metazoa; Mollusca; Gastropoda; Lepetellida; Haliotidae. Gene Ontology annotation, biological process: G protein-coupled receptor signaling pathway. The record is from RefSeq and is a predicted model, not a curated record.